Messenger RNA from Cutaneotrichosporon oleaginosum, 561 nucleotides. RefSeq lists its product as uncharacterized. Gene Ontology annotation, cellular component: proteasome complex; proteasome regulatory particle, lid subcomplex. The record is from RefSeq and is a predicted model, not a curated record. NCBI's taxonomy places the organism in Eukaryota, Fungi, Basidiomycota, Tremellomycetes, Trichosporonales, Trichosporonaceae. Gene Ontology annotation, biological process: proteasome assembly; mRNA export from nucleus; double-strand break repair via homologous recombination.
CGGAGGUUACGCGUUGUUCGUCAUCUCUCAUCGUCCACAACUACAACACCUUCACAAUGGCGGAGAACAAGAGCGACCAGAAGCAGGAGGAGACCAAGGCCGUUGCCGCGCCACCAGAGAAGAAGAAUCUUCCGCAGCUCGGCGCGCUGGAGGAUGACGACGAGUUCGAGUUCCCCGCUGCGACCGACACCACGACCGUUGCGGACACGUUAACGGCCAACCCGACUGAGCAGUUGUGGGAGGACAACUGGGAUGACGACGACGUGGAGGACGAUUUCCAGAAGCAGCUCCGCCAGGCGAUUGCUGAGCGUGCGGGUGGGGAUGCCGAGAUGAAAGAUUAGAGCUGAGACGUAUGCGCAACGUAUGCGCACCUUGCGACACUCGGGUGCUCUAGAGGCGGUCGUAGGGCGAUGUAGAUGGUACCUAGACAAUGUAAUCACUGCAACAGCUGGAGCAGGCGCGGUGGUAUUCGCAGCCCCGCUGGCCAGUAGGUACCGGGGGAAACAGCUUCGAUCAGUUGUGCGCUCCUCCAGGUCUUUGUGCGCUGGGAAUCUGUUGAAG